This is a messenger RNA of Monomorium pharaonis (pharaoh ant), 4148 nucleotides long. RefSeq lists its product as uncharacterized. Bases 1239 to 2954 code for a protein of 571 amino acids. Lineage: Eukaryota; Metazoa; Arthropoda; Insecta; Hymenoptera; Formicidae. The record is from RefSeq and is a predicted model, not a curated record. The transcript is spliced from 10 exons.
UAUUUGUUGAUUUUCUAUAACAUAUAAUUAAUAUGUCUAUAAUUUACAAAAUCGCACUAUCCGUUUAAUAAAUAACAAACGGGUAUUUUCUAAUCGGAACUUUUCGAUUGGUUAUUUUUCAUCGGUUUUUUUCCGAUUAAAGGAAUCGGUAAUAUCCUUUCGUUACUUUUUAAGUACUUCGUUACUUUUUUUCUGAGUGCAUAUUUCAUUUAAUAAUUUGACUACGUCGUACUCAUUAUGAAUAUUAUUUCGCUACAAGCAGUUUACAUAUUAAUCAUAUUGUUCUUUUUGUAUAGAUAUCGAACCGCGUUGUAUAUCUAUUGAACUAUUAUCAAACCGCAUCGUACAGAUAAAGAACCGUUAUCAAACUGCUUCAUAUAACUGCCGAACCAUGGUCGAACCGCUAUCGAACCAUAUCAUAGAGCUAUCGAACCACUAUUGAAUCAUUAUCAAACCGCAUUGUACACUCAGAGAAAAAUUUCCAGUCUUUUUCCGAUAAAAAGGAUCGGAUCGUCCAUUGCAAAAGUAAAAGAUUACAUUGAACGGAUAAAAAUUCCGUUCGCAGUUUAUUGGAAAUAUUAUCAGAAAUAUAUUGAUCGCAAUAUCCGAAAAAAAUACCUGUUUGUUACUUUUUCAACAAAUAAUCCGAUCAUGUGCAUUUAAAAUUAUCCAUUCAAAUUAUUCUGAUAAAAUCGGAUUUUUCCUGUCACUUUUUGACAGGAUUUUAUAGCUGUACACUGUAGUCCUAUUUUUCCAUUUGCAUCCCUAGUAGCACAGUGGAUGAGCAAUACAUUGGUCAACGUUGGCUACACUGAGAGAAAUAGUUUGGUGAAUAAAACUAGACUUGUUUUAUGACAAGUAUAAGUGUAGUAAAUUUAUAUGCGAUACAUGGUUUACACAUCCAAUAGUUUGGUUAUAAUGUCUCAACUCAUCUAAUAAUCGAUACCGAGACAUUUAGUUAUAGGCAGUUUGGUACACUAAAAAAAAUUGCUUGGUGACUGAAACUAGACUUGUUUUAUGAUAAGUAGUGUAGUAAAUUUAUAUGCGAUACGUGGUUUACACAUCCAAUAGUUUGAUCAUAGUGUCUAGACGCAUCUAAUGAUUGUACCGAGAAAUUUAGUCAGUAAGCAGUUUGGUAAUUUUCUCUAGACGUGUGGUAUCAGUAACGCGACAGUCAGUUAUCUCUCGCUGAGACGCUUUGUUUUUUCAUGUACGCGUAUAAAUCGAAGCUGUAGAAAAUGGAUAGUGAAACUAAAAAAUAUUUACAAGAAUGGAAUUUUGUUCAAUAUAUCGAUGUAUUUCGAGAGCAGGAGAUUGAUUUUGAGGCGUUUCUUUGUAUAAAUGACACGUUACUUCAAUCGAUUAUACCCACUGUUGGACAACGUGCAAAAUUUUUUAAAAAAUUAGACAACUUAAGAAAAAAGUUAAACGGACUCCAGGAGUUAUCAUCGAGCAUUGAACAUGUAAAAGAAUUAGUUCUAGAAGAAAAUAAUUCUUGUUCGAUUUUGGAGCCCAAUAUUUCAGAAAUUCCGCCAUUAGAAGAAAACGAAGUCAUAGAUAUAAAAGCUAUUUAUAUUGAAAACAUAUCUUAUAAUUUAGAUAACAAUAAUAUAACAUUAGAUGCAAUAGUCAAUGAGGAAACAUCCAAGGAACAUAAUUUGUGUGACAAAAUUGUUUGUUCCAGUGAGCCUCCUUCUAAGAAAAACAAAAAACAAAAUGCGGUUGAGGCUGUAUUGAAUAUACCUGGACGAGAAAUCUUUGCUUUACAAAUCAAAGAAAAUUAUAAAGCAAAUACUGCUGAAAAAAAACUUAUAGGACUUUCUCGAAAUUUUAGCAAUAAAUUGUGCUUUUUUUUGAUUAAUGAUGAGCUGAAUGGCAAUGCUUCUAACACGAUUUCAACUUCCCGUUUUCUACAAUUAGCAGAAGACAUUGUUGAAUAUUUUCCUGCCGAAACAAAGGAAGUAUACUAUAUUCCAUAUAAGGCAAUUAAAAUUAGUAAGAAGAAUGUUAAAAAAAUUGCCCCAAAAGGAAAACUUUAUAAUCAAUACACAAAUUUAAUGAAAGAAUUGUUGAAAGGAGGGCUACGAGAAAGCUGCAAAACUAGCAGUAAUUCUAUUUCUACAUUAGAUGAAGUUUUCUUAGAUGAUGCGAAUCAAGCUUCUUUAAAGUGGCUCGCGAAAAGAGUAGAGUUAUGUAACAAAGUUCCUCUUGAGUGGAAAGCCACACAUCAAUUGCGCAUGCAUAGUUUGCAAAACAGUUCAAAUGAAGAAAAGCAUCAAAAAAUUAAAGGCAAUAAAGAAAAUCCUUUGAAAAACAGCAUUGUUUCUUAUUUUAUGGAAUUUCCUUUUCUUAAACAACCAGGAGGUCUUGCUUUGCUUGAGCUAGAUUUUGAUACUCUCUACCCGAGCAAAACAAAAUCACUUUUUACUGAGUGGGAAUUUUUCUCUCAUCGUUUAAGAUCUAUCGCUAGAGUAGAAGAGAACAAGUCUCUUAGUGAUGCUGAGAUAUUUAUGCUCUUGAGCUCUGUAUUUAAUGCCAUUGGUUAUAACAGUGUUCGUGUAACUAAAAAAUGGAGAGCAAACAGACAAGAAAUGUUGCACAGUUUUAUCUGUCAUGUAAAGACCACUGAUGCUAUAGAAGGUGAAGUAAAUGCUAUUGAAGCCAAGGCUGCAACAGAAAAAAUAACUGUGCAACCAUUUGUGAUUCUUGUUGGAGACGAUCUGCAUCACAUUACAGACUCGUAUGUACAUAUUGCUGGAAUACGCUUUCGAGUUAGCUCACCCAAAGACGCAGUGGAUUCUAUAUUCAAAGCUUUUCAUGCACUUCAUACAUCAUAUCCCAUUCAAUCAGAAUGUUUUUGGCUACUUAUUCAGAAAGUGAUUUAUAAGUUUAACACGAAGUGGGAUAACAAUAUUCCUUCUGUACAAGUUUUAAUUUCUAAAUUUUUAAAUUAAUUUUUGCAUACAGUAAGAAGUGCUUACAAUGCCUAAGUGUCCUGAUUGUACUUUAUCUGUUCCGACUGUUAACAGUUUAAAAUUACAUCUAAAUUUGUGUCAUGUUAGUCGAGGCUUAGUGUAUACAUGCAAAGAGGAAUUUUGUAAUAGAAUAAUGAAUGGUUGGGGAGAAUUUAGGAGGCAUUUAGUGAAAAAACAUAAUUUUAGUUGUGCUACAAUUAUAUCAAAAGGGGGAAAAACCAUUCAAUAUCCAACAAAUUCUAACUUAAAUAUAAUAAAUGAUAUAGUAAAUGAUUGUCAAUAUAAUACUGUGGAAGAUAACACAAAUAAUCUAUGUACCUCAGUAGAGAAUAUCGAAGAACAAUUUUUAUUUUAUGCUCUUUCCAUUGUUAGUCAGUUUUAUGCAGAUCCUACUUUAGCUAGAUCACAUGUACAAUAUUUGAUUCUUAUUCUUAAGAAUUAUACUGAACGUAUUGUUAACGCAAUAAAACCAGUUUUAUUGCAACUUUGCAGUGACAAGGAGGUUCAGACAAAUAAAGAUCUACAUGUUAAUAAAAUACUUUUCAUGUUGCAAGCAAUGCUUAAACCUUGGAAUUCAACUUUGUCCACUGAAUUCAAACGAUUAAAAAUUUUGCAAGCUUCAGGAAACUUUAUUAAAGCAGAUGAUUAUAUUGUUGGAGAUAGAUUAGAUGAUAUCCUAUAUUUGGGACGCGUAAUACAAGAAAGAGUUUCUGUGAAAGCUAAACAUGUUCCUAUGCGAGAGAUUCUCCGAAAGUUUUUCUCAUUACCAAAUGUCCUUCAAUCUGUUCUCACUUACAUGAGUGAACUUGAACAAGAGUCAAGACAUGGUAUUAUUUCAAAUUUUAUUCAGGGUGCGCUUUGGAAAAAAAAAUUACAAAAUUUUUCAGACAAAACUGUUUUUCCACUAUUUAUUUACUUUGAUGACUUCGAAGUAAAUAAUCCACUCGGUUCUCACGCAGGCAUUCAGAAAUUAGGUGCUGUGUAUUUCAGUUUACCGUGCUUACCUUCUCAAUAUAAAUCUAGUGUAGAAAAUAUUUUUUUGACUCUACUCUUUCAUGCUAGUGACAGAACAAACAUUCAUAAUGGAAAUUACAAUGUCUUUAAAAUUUUAGUUAAUGAACUAAACUUCCUUCAAGAGGAAGGAAUAACAGUUGAAUUUGAUAAACAAAAAAA